Messenger RNA from Rotaria sp. Silwood2, 2841 nucleotides. The record is from the annotation of a GenBank genome assembly. NCBI's taxonomy places the organism in Eukaryota, Metazoa, Rotifera, Eurotatoria, Philodinida, Philodinidae.
AUGAAAUCUAUUAUUAACAAACGACGAUAUCCAUCUAGAUCGUAUCAUCAGUUAUCUGAUACACAAGAAGUUCAUAUUUUUUGUAAUCAUAACGAUAGCACAUUCUGUUCAGUUGCAUUACCACAAGCAUCUGUUGAUUCAAUUAAUAUUUUCCCAUUGACAUCAACGAAGAAAAAGACCACACGUAAUUCUUUCCCAGUUCCAGUUAAUAAUCGUAUUACGAGUAAUAUUCGUAAUCCAACAUGGUGGUUAUCAUUAAUAUUAUUACUUAUAUCCGUUGCUGUUGGUUUUCAACUUGGUCUAGUUUUUCUUUGUAACAUAAAACGAUGCAUAACUGAUGAUUUAUCUUUCGAACAAGAUUCCGAUGGUUUAUAUGAUAGUAAUCGAGCAAAUUCAUCACUUAUUUCAUCAAUUAAUUUACCUCGUGUAUUACAAAAGAAACAAUUAAUUCUUGUUGCUAUUAUGACAAGUAAAGAUUUUUUAACAACACGUGCACCAACUGUUAUGCGUACAUGGGCAGGAAAUGUACCUGGACAAGUUAUAUUUUUUUCAAGUGAAGGUUCAACAACAAAUGAUUCAAAUAUUAAUCUUGUUAGUUUACCAUCAGUUACAGAUACAUAUCCACCACAAAAGAAAUCAUUUCUUAUGAUGAAAUAUAUUUAUGAUCAUUAUUUAAAUAAAUUUGAAUGGUUUAUGCGUGUUGAUGAUGAUGUUUAUAUAAGAACAGAUAAUUUAGAACGAUUACUUCGUUCUAUUGAUAAUCGUAAACCAUACUACAUCGGACAACCAGGUAUGGGAACAAAAGAAGAAUUUGGUAAAUUAGCGUUAGGUGAAAAUGAAAAUUUCUGUAUGGGUGGACCUGGUAUAAUAUUAUCCCGUGAAACUUUAGCUCGAUUUACUCCACAUAUAAAAACAUGUUUAAAAAAUUUUUAUACUUAUCAUGAAGACGUUGAACUUGGUCGAUGUGUACAUAAAUAUGCAAACACAUCAUGUACAUGGUCUUAUGAAAUGCAACAUAUUUUAUAUAAUCAUCCAAAUAAAACCGAAGGUUAUAAAGCACGAAAUUUAGUAUCAACAGAUAUUUUACGUGCAGUUAGUCUUCAUUCAAUAAAAGAUAUACGUGUAUUUACACGUGUACAUAAUUUUGCUUUACAACGACGAAUUAUUGAACUUGAACAACGUAAUAUGUUACUGCUUCGACAAAUAAAUGUUUAUGAUAAAAUUCUUAAUAUAGAAAAUCAAAUAAAGUUACUAAUAAAAAAACUUUUUAAAUUAAUACAAAAAACUAAAAAUGAACAUAUGCAAAAGAAAUUAAAACAAAUGUAUAAACAAUUCAAUAUGCCUGAUCAACAUAUUGCUGAACAAUUGAUAACAUUAUAUAAUAAUACAUACCGAUUAUUUAAAAUUGACGGUGAUGAACAAUUGACUACAGAUCAUCUAUUAUGGAAUGCUAUACGAGUAUAUUUUAAUGAAUCUCUUCCAUCAUCAAAUGAUUUAAAUUUUUCCUUUUUAUUCGAUUCAAUUCAAUCAAUGUCUAACAAUUAUACACAUAUGAAAACAUCUUUAAAAGAAAAACGUAGUCCUGGCAUUUAUGCAUUAUUUACUGCUAGUCAAUAUUCAGCUAAUACAGAAUUACCUGUACGAUCAAUUGAACCAGCAUAUAAACAAUGUUUUGAUGAAGUUGUUCGAACAUAUAUGGAAGCAGUUAAUAAAAUUUCAAGAAAUAUGGGUCGAUUUUUAGAAUAUAAAAAAACUUUAUAUGGUUAUUACAAAUAUGAGCCAAGACAUGGAAUGAAUUAUAUUUUAGAUUUAUAUCUUAUCUAUCGAAAAUAUAUGGGUAGAAAAAUGUCGGUACCCGUACGGAAACGUGUUUAUGUCGUACAAAAAUUUCGUCCACUAUAUUUUCGUGAGCUUCCUUCAUCAUAUUCAAGUGCAAUAUUACCUCCUCUGGGAGGUAGCUCUCCUGAUUUUGUUAAUUCUGUUUUACCGGUGAUUACUAAUACGAAUACGACUAUAAUUUUACCUUCUGCACCUGUGCCUAUUCAUAUGAUUGUGCCUGUUAGUGGACGUCUACCUACUCUCAAACGAUUAUUAACAAAUUUUGAUCAUAUCGUGAUGCGUUCUAAUGAUCCUGAUCUUCUUAAUGUACAUCUUUAUGUAAUCUUAAUGGAAACAGCAGAAGAUAGUGGUGAACGUAUGUCAACACUAGCUGAUUAUAUAAAAAAAUUUAUUCAAAAAUAUCAAUCAUCACGUAUACAUUUAGUUGAAGUUACAAAUGGAAAUUUUACACGAGGUUAUGCACGUUCAUAUGGUGCAUCUCGUUUUAAUGAUACAGAUCUUUUAUUUUUUAUUGAUCUUGAUAUGGUUUUUACUCGUGAUUUAUUUCCACGUAUACGUCAUCAUACAAUAUUUAAUAAACAAGUUUAUUUUCCAAUUAUAUUUAGUCAAUAUGAUCCAAGUUAUUGGGAAACAACACAGACUUCAUUCAAUUUUUCUUCAUUUAAUCUUCGUGAUGAUAUUGGUUAUUGGCGCCUAUAUGGCUUUGGUAUGCUCGGAAUAUAUAAAGUCGAUCUAGGACAAAUCGGUAGUUGGAAUAUUGAAAUAAGUGGAUGGGGAAAAGAAGAUGUAGAAAUUUAUGAUAAAUUAGUACAAUGUCCAACUUUAAAUGUUUUUCGAACAAUUGACAACAGUUUAAUGCAUAUAUUUCAUACAAAAGAAUGUUCACCAACAUUACGUGAUGAUCAAAUGAAUAUGUGUAAAGGAACUAAAUCGAUUACAUUAGGAUCACAACGUAUAUUAGUACGAUAUGUUCAAAAACUGAUUGAGCUCAAUAAAAUCUGA